AUGGAGGGGGAGGGCGUGCCCGGCCUGGCGGCGGAGGCGGUAUUGGUGAAGUCCGAGCAGCUUCCUGAAGGCACGCCCCAAAUCAGAGGGUACGACUUUUCCCAGGGCUGCAAUCUCGACCACCUUAUGGAUGCCAUGCUUUUCAGCGGGUUCCAAGCAUCCAAUCUUGGAAAAGCUGUGCAGGAAGUCAACAACAUGAUCAAGUGGCGCCUCAGCGACGAUCCGUUAACAAGCGACACGAGCCCAGAGCACGCCCUGCCUGGCUUUCGGUCCAAGACUCGGACCAAGAUCUUCCUGGGCUUCACCUCUAACCUGGUCUCUGCCGGGGUGCGGGAGCAGAUCCGUUACCUUGUGCAGAACAGAAUGGUCGAUGUUCUGGUGACAACUGCCGGUGGGGUGGAGGAAGACCUCAUAAAGUGCAUGGCGCCGACGUACCUGGGUGACUUCAGGCUGAAGGGCGCGGAGCUGAGGGUGAAGGGCCUGAACCGCAUUGGUAACAUGCUGGUGCCGAACAGCAACUACUGCGCCUUUGAGGAGUGGAUCAUGCCCAUACUGGACAAGAUGUUGGUGGAGCAGCAGGAGGACGGGGUCAACUGGACACCGUCGAAGAUGAUUGAUAGAUUUGGCAAGGAAAUCAAUAAUCCUGACUCGAUCUAUUACUGGGCGCACCGGAAUGGAAUUCCAGUGUAUUGCCCGCCCCUCACAGACGGCUCCAUUGGCGACAUGCUGUUCUUUCACUCUUACAAGAAACCUGGGCUACGCUGCGACAUUGUGGAAGACAUUCGAAGAAUGAAUGACGAAGCCUUGAAAGCAGCACCCAGGAGAACAGGUGUCAUCAUUCUUGGAGGAGGAGUUCCGAAGCACCACAUAUGCAACGCCAAUUUGAUGCGGAAUGGGGCGGACUACGCCGUGUACGUCAACACAGCACAGGAAUUCGACGGGAGCGACUCUGGCGCCCAUCCGGACGAGGCGGUUUCCUGGGGCAAAAUCAAGAUGACCGCCACGCCUGUCAAGCUGUGCGGAGAUGCGACCAUCCUGUUUCCCCUCAUAGUGUCACAGACGUUUGCAAAGGAGGAGCAGUCGUGGGCGCGUGGCUGCGAGGAUGCCCCUUGA
Molecule: messenger RNA, 1113 nt
Organism: Ostreobium quekettii
Lineage: Eukaryota; Viridiplantae; Chlorophyta; Ulvophyceae; Bryopsidales; Ostreobiaceae
Source: the annotation of a GenBank genome assembly